Linum tenue is the source of this 1012-nucleotide messenger RNA. The record is from the annotation of a GenBank genome assembly. Lineage: Eukaryota; Viridiplantae; Streptophyta; Magnoliopsida; Malpighiales; Linaceae.
UAAAGGCAACUACCCACGUCAUCCCCUUAAAAAGCUCCCUUCUUCCUCUCCCGUGAAAAAACCAGGCCCUUCUCCCUAUCCCCCCUCUUCCCAACCCCAACAAUUUUCUUCUCACUAAUCUACAAAGGUCCAUACCCAAAUUUUCACACAUCCAUAUCCGCCUUCUUCUUCCUACCCACCUUCCAUAACUCCCCAGAUUUCCACUCUUCUAAGUUCUAACUCAAACGGCGACAACUUCCCAAUUUUCUUUCACUUUCUAUCUUCUUCCCUUUUCCUCCGUCAAUUGAUUUCCCUUUUCCGCCAUGGAGAUGGUAUGCCCUUCCUAUCGUCCCCCUUAAUAGCUCCUCUCCAUUUCUCAUGACCACCAUAUGGAAGACCCCAGAUUCCUCCGAAGGCAACCGUCUUUCGAAUGCCACCAACAUCAUAAUAUUCCCCUUUUCGACUUCUUUGUGAUUCUGAGAAUGGCAAAGUUCAGAUUGCUUUGUAUGUCUGGCUUUGGUGUCUAUGACCAGAACCGAUGCCCUGUAUGCCCCAAUUACAUAUGUGACCAGUGGCGUACCGAAAGAUCUGUUUACUGGGAUUGAAGCCCACCAGCCUACAAUUCGAUAAAGUGUAUGGUUGAUGAAGCGUUAUCAAGAGAUGUCAACAACCACAAAGGCCCUCAAACCAGAGUCUUAAAGUGAUGUUGAAGGCACACCAUCCCCCACUCAAUGCUUACAAGAAUGAACCAGGAUACUAAUGCCCGCUUCGAACAACAACGAGAAACUUUUGGUCGUCACAUCAUUGCAAAUUCAAGUAACAACAAAUAAAUGAAAAGCUCCCAAGUACUCGGCACAUUCAGUUAUGCACAUAGUCAUCACACAACAAUGAUACUAUAAUUAUAUUACGAAACUUUAGGUUUUUCAUCAUACUCAUGUUUGUGAAGUACAGCGUUGGUCCCAAAUGACUAUGUUAUGAUGUGUUAACCAUUGUACAUUUAAAUAAUCUACAUCUAAACUUUUGUCUGUCAAGA